This is a messenger RNA of Naegleria lovaniensis, 708 nucleotides long. RefSeq lists its product as uncharacterized. The transcript has a single exon. Gene Ontology annotation, cellular component: membrane; mitochondrion. Lineage: Eukaryota; Heterolobosea; Eutetramitea; Acrasida; Naegleriidae. The record is from RefSeq and is a predicted model, not a curated record. Gene Ontology annotation, biological process: mitochondrion organization. The coding region runs from base 1 to 708 and encodes 235 amino acids.
AUGGAUUACGUUGGUGGAGGUAUUCGUGAUGAUUAUGUUGCUGGAGAAGGAACACACUUUAAAAUUCCGUUCAUUCAGAAACCCAUCUUCUUUGAUACACGAAUUCGUCCAAGAGAAAUUUCAACCAAGACCGGAACAAAAGAUUUACAAACAGUGAAUAUUACAUUGAGAGUUUUGCAUCGUCCUAUUGUUGAGAAACUCCCAUUGAUUUAUAAAGAAUUGGGAGGCGAUUAUGAUGAGCGUAUUCUUCCGUCAGUGGGUAAUGAAGUAAUGAAGGCCGUAAUUGCUAGAUACAAGGCCGAAGAAAUUAUUCAACGAAGAGAACAAAUUUCAAAGGAAAUUCAAAAGAUGGUCCGAGAUAGAGCCUUACAAAAAUUCCAUAUUGAUUUGGUGGAUGUUUCCAUUACUGAUUUAAGUUUCAGUAAGGAAUUUACAAGGGCUGUUGAAAUGAAACAAGUUGCUGAACAAGAGGCUGAAAGACAGGCCUUUAUUGUCGAAAAAUCGAGAUAUGAAAAGGAUGCUGCAAUUAUUUUGGCCUCAGGUGAAGCUAAGGCAGCCGAAAUGAUUUCUGAAGCCAUGCAAAAAUCUGGAUCUGGUCUCAUUGAGCUGAGAAAAAUUGAAGCCAGUAAGGAAAUUGCAAACACUCUUGCUAACUCGAAGAACAUUACAUAUCUUCCAAAAGAUACUCCUUAUUUGAUCACAAAAUAA